UAGACGGAUUCUGGUAUCGACCGUUGGUAGAAAGGAGGGAUGCUGCUCUAGCUGAAGAGUGCUAGUAGUAGAGCUAGUCUAUAGAUCUGUCUUGUUCUAUUUAAUGGAUUAUGGAUGUGUUGCUGUUCUGAUGGGUACACAUCGAAGAAGUGUCUCCACCUCGAACAGAGCAAUGGAAGUUCUACCGCACACUCGCGCUGGAUCAACGCUUUUCAGAUAUUUUUUUCUGUCUUUGGACAUGAUCUGCUGGAUAAUGACCGAAAUUAUGCCUGAAUUUAUGCAUCGAAGGAUCUACGCGCCCAUAUAUCCAGCCUCUGUCCAUCUUCUGUCCAUCUUCUGUUUUCUGUGUUCUGCUGCACUGUGACGAUGGAAGACCAAGACCAUACAAAAACUGCAGGGGUGGCAGUUAUACAACGUACGACGACGGAGAGUACUCUCCAGACCGAAAAGGCAGCCGCGAUAACUUUCCAAGAGGCACUUCCUGCGCCGGACGAGCACGCGCCGAACGGAGGGCUUACUGCUUGGCUUCAGGUUUCUGGGUCUUUUGUCCUGUUUAUGAAUAGCUGGGGCACAAUCAAUUCCUACGGCGUCUUUGAGACCUACUACGUCUCCAUCAACCUCUCAAACAAGUCCUCCUCCGACAUCGCCUGGAUCGGCUCCACGCAAGCCUUCCUGCUUCUCGUCGUCGGAAUCAUUUCCGGCCCGGUCUUUGACCUCGGCGUGUUUCGCCCGCUCUUGAUUUCAGGAUCGGUCGUGCUCGUGCUCGGGUUGGUGUUCACCAGUCUCUGUCACGAGUAUUGGCAAUUCAUGCUCGCGCAGGGUAUCAUGACCGGCAUCGGCUGCGGCCUGUUCUUCGUGCCCUCGGUAGCGGUCAUUCCGCAGUACUUCACCACGCGGCGCUCAUUCGCGCUCGGCAUCGCCGCCUCAGGGUCCUCCGUCGGCGGCGUGAUCUACCCGAUAAUCUUCCACAAACUGCGUCCCCUGCUCGGCUUCGGCUGGGCCGUACGCGUAGUCGCGCUGAUCGUGCUCGUCACGCAGGGCUACGUCCUUGCCGUGAUGCGCGUACGGACACGCCCCGCUGGCAAGAAAAUAAGACUUACGCGCGAACUCGUGAUGUACCCGCCUUUUCUGGCGUUUAUCGGAUUCGGCGUGUUUGCGUUUAUGGGCGCGUACAUCCCGUUUUAUUACAUGGAAGGGUUUUCGAUCUUGAAAGGGAUCUAUAGCUUCGAUGUCUCGUUCUACAUGCUUUCGGUUCUCAACGGCGCGUCGACGUUUGGAAGGUUGCUUCCGAAUAUACUCGCCGAUCGCGUAGGACCGUUUAACGUCCUUCUUCCGUGUAUCUUCGCAGCAUCCAUCGUCGCGUUCUGCUGGGUCGCGGCCGCGACCAAACCAGGCGUCGUCGCAAUCUCUGUCCUCUACGGCUUCUUCUCUGGCUCAAUCAUCUCCCUCGCCGCGCCCUGCCUUGCCGUCAUCACGCCCGACAUCUCCGUCCUCGGCACCCGUAUCGGGAUCUUAUUCGCCGUCGCGAGCGUGGGGCUGUUGAUUGGUACGCCGGUGGCGGGGGAGUUGUUGAAGACGGGGAUGGAGUUUAAAGCCGUCGCGGUGUUUUGUGGGGGGACGUUGGCUGUUGCGUGUGGGUUUGUGGGGGUGGCGAGGGGGUUGUUGAGGGGGUGGAGGGUGUAGCUGCUUGUUUGUA
This is a messenger RNA of Myxozyma melibiosi, 1696 nucleotides long. RefSeq names its product MFS general substrate transporter. NCBI's taxonomy places the organism in Eukaryota, Fungi, Ascomycota, Lipomycetes, Lipomycetales, Lipomycetaceae. The coding region runs from base 367 to 1683 and encodes 438 amino acids. Gene Ontology annotation, molecular function: transmembrane transporter activity. Gene Ontology annotation, biological process: transmembrane transport. Gene Ontology annotation, cellular component: membrane. The transcript has 2 exons. The record is from RefSeq and is a predicted model, not a curated record.